Molecule: messenger RNA, 978 nt
Organism: Gekko japonicus
Lineage: Eukaryota; Metazoa; Chordata; Lepidosauria; Squamata; Gekkonidae
Product: putative nuclease HARBI1
Exons: 3
Coding region: 1-978 (325 amino acids)
Source: RefSeq, a predicted model, not a curated record
AUGUCCAGGUCAACAUUCAUGUGGCUGGUGGACGCCCUCCAGGAUAGACUGCAGCAACAGCAAACGGUGAUGCGCGCACCCGUGUCAGUGGAGGAACGCGUCGCGGUCGGAGUGUGGUGGAUGGCCAACAUCCAGUCCUACAGAACCAUUGGACAGCAGUUCGGUCUUGCGCGGUCCACCGUGGCCGCCAUAGUGAUGGAGGUUGCACGGGCCAUCGCAGAGGAGCUCCACCGGAGAGUGGUGUACCUAUGGAACACAGACAGGGUAAUGAGGGCCUUCGCCGCCAAGGGUUUCCCCCAGUGCAUCGGAGCAAUGGAUGGGUGCCACAUCCGUGUGCGAGUACCUGUCCACCUGGCCCAGUUCUAUGUGAACUGCAAGAACUACACCUCAGUACUCCUGCAGGGUACCGUCGAUAAUGUGGGUCGUUUCGUGGACAUAGUUGUUGGGCAAAGUGGCCAAAGUCAGGACGCGCACGUCCUGGUGCGGUCGAGCAUCUCGGCCAGGAUGGAGACAGGACUCUACGUGCCUGGUAACCCCACCCGCACAAUCGAGGGGGUCCCGGUGCCGCCACUCAUACUGGCGGAUGCAGCAUACCCACUGCGACGUUGGCUCAUCCCUCCCUACAAAGGCCACCUCAAUGCACAGCAGGCACACUUCAACAAGGUGCAUGGCAGGGCACGCAAUGUGGUCGAUCGUGCCUUUGGCCGCCUAAAGGCACGGUGGCGGUGCCUGCUACUGCAGAUGCCAGUGGAGCUGAGGAAUGUCAAGCCAGUGGUUGCUGCCUGUUGCAUUCUGCCCAAUGUGUGCGAGGACCGUGGCCAUGCGGUCCCAGAAGUGUUCACCGAGGAGGAACGAAGGGCACUUGCAGACGCAGAGGCGGCCCCCCUGGACCCGGACCCACAGAUGCCAGACGCUGCAGGCGAGGCGGUGCGUGAGGCCUUGAACGCAUGGUUGUGGAGGCGAGCCAGGAGACACUAG